GUUUCACAGACAUGCAAGUUACGUUGGCCGUGCAUGGGCUGUCCUUUCCCGUCGCAUGCGGCGAAGGGAUGCAAAGCAUCAAGUGGCUAGGAUUGGUUGCGGCGCAGCGCUAUGCCCUCAUGCUCCCGCACGGCCGAUGCCGUACCCGCGAAGACGCGCAUUCCAAGAACGGGUUUUACCUCCCAAGCGAAGUCCGAAACUCUGAGGGCGAUCUGUUGAGUCCGUGGUCACGCAUUGUCGAGUGUGUUCGGGAAGGUGAAACCAUCACGAUUGUCCUUCAGCACGAAGUUCCCGUGGACGACAUUGGCGUGCCCCAACUGUCGUCAUGGGCUGUGUCGGCAUUUUCCAACACGACCAACCAGCGUGUCACCGACGACGACAACGACCUCAUCGCCGCCGACGAAAAGGACGACCACGUUGCCGCCAAAAAGGGGGGCAGCGUCUACAGCAACCUCCAAGGGUACUCGUCGUCGUUCCAUGCCAACCACGUCAAGUCGGGGCAGUUUAUCUCGCAGGACGAGCUCGAGAGCGCGUUUUACCACGACGUGGCGCGGCUGGCCCUCGACGAAUUUGUCAAAGACCCCAAGGAAAAGGACGACGUCGAGGACGUUCUGCUCAAGUACUUCGACUGCCUUGUCGCCAUCUUCAAGCAUUAUAGCCUUGGCUUCGGCGAAGACGCGUACUCCAUGUCUGGCGCCGAGUUCAAUCACUUUGUGCACGAGUCAACGCUACUGCACCACGUCAAGGACGCAGCUCUCUUGGACAAACUGUUUGUGCGGGCGCUGCGGGAACCCGGCAACGUGCGGCUGUCCCGCGUCGAGUUUAUGCAGGCGCUGGUGCUCGUGGUGGUCACGCACAACAAAAUGUACGGCGACGACAUGCCGUUCCUUCCUGCGCUGGAAAAAGCACUCAAAGACUCGGUGAAACCAGCUUGCAAUCGGCUCACGUCCGGACCGUUCCGCGAUACCUUGCAUUCAGACGGCAUGCUGGCGAUGCUCCAAGAAGCCAAACCCAAGUUGAGCAGAGUGUACGAUAAGUACGCGUCUGGAAAGCAGACAAACGUGGAGGGACCGAUCUUGAGCGUGUCGGACUUUCGAUCGCUGGUUCAAGACAGCGGCAUUUUCUGCACCGGAGACAGCGACAAGCACGAAGCGUUGUUUGGUCAGGCGAUCGGUCAGUGCUUUACCGGGAUGCGCGACAUCAAGGACGGCGAGAAGCAGUUCGUCGUGUUUGCCGAGUAUGUCGAAGUGCUUUGUCGGCUGUCGCUCGCGAUUUGGGACGACAAGGACGUGUCUGCCAAGGAAACGAUCCGCAUCGGUCUCGACGCUGUUCGGGCCUUGUCCAAGCCAGCCAAGUAGAAAGCCAUUUCCAACUGCCACGUCAUCAACCAACAUAUCCCCAGUUCCGAAAUAUAUACACGGGCAAGUUUGCAAGUUAACAUAACGUUAAAACAAUUCGAUGGGUUAGUUUAUCGGCG
This is a messenger RNA of Aphanomyces astaci, 1477 nucleotides long. RefSeq lists its product as hypothetical. Bases 12 to 1358 code for a protein of 448 amino acids. NCBI's taxonomy places the organism in Eukaryota, Oomycota, Saprolegniomycetes, Saprolegniales, Verrucalvaceae. The record is from RefSeq and is a predicted model, not a curated record. The transcript is spliced from 8 exons.